AUGGACUUUGAUCUUAGCUGGUUAAGUGGGGAACUUGGUGCUUGUGUCGAGAAACAUCUAAUCACAGGAGGUACUAUUAAGGAUUGUUAUGGGAGUCAGGUACGUGCUAAUUUUUAUCUUUCUGUUUUAAAACCAUCCAUAAUUAAUUACGUACUUAUUGAUAUCAGCGUCAUGACUAAACGUAAGCACGAAGUCGUUAAACUGAUCGUAAAGUCCAAAGUUUUAAACGUUUGCUUUUUCAUUCAUCUGUUCAGAGUCUUUGCGGACAAAGAAAAUGCCCAUUUGACAACACCCCAAAUUUUGAACAAAUAUGGAUACCCGAUUGAAAUACACCACGUGACCACCUCUGAUGGUUACAUUCUAACCCUUCACCGCAUCCUGCCUGCUAAAAACACGAUCCGUAAACCUGUCCUGGUACUCCAUGGACUGUUUGUUGAAUCAAGUAGCUUCGUUUCCACUGGGGUGAAAAAUGGUCUAGGUUUUCUACUAGCUGAUGAAGGUUACGACGUCUGGCUUGGCAACGUCCGAGGAACCCCGUCCUCGCGCAACCACACCACACUCCACCCAAACCGAGACCCCAAAUUCUGGGACUUCAGCUGGCACGAAAUGGGCACGAUCGAUCUUCCAGCAAUGGUCGAUUACGUUUUGAACGUCACCUAUCAAGCUAGCCUCCAUUAUGUGGGGUACUCCCAAGGUACCACCAUCUUUUUCGUCAUGAUGGCAACCCACCCCACCUAUAACGCUAAAAUCAAAGUACAUAUGGCCAUGGCACCAGUUGCUUAUUUGGGUCACAUGAAAAGCGUCCCAUUUGGAACCACCUGGAACAAUAUUUUAAACUUGUGGUUCAAAGUUUUCAAAAUUAAUGAAGUUCCUCCAAAUAAUCUGUUUUUUGUGUUAAGAAGAGUAUGCUCUUUUAGUUUCAAGUUGUGUAAUUUAGUUUCUAUGUCAAUUUUUGGCUAUAAAACAAAUCAAGAGGAUUCAAACACGCUGACUUAUUUUUUGACACACUUUGUAGUACCAGUCUCCAGAAAGCAAGGCCAUCAUUAUAUGCAAAUUAUUAAGUCGGGGUACUUUCGGAGGUACGACUUUGGAAGAAGGAAGAAUGAGGAAAUGUAUGGGUCUUCGAAUCCUCCUUCGUACAAUUUGUCGCUGGUUACCACAAAAUGUCACUUGUUUUAUAGUCGGGAUGAUUUAUUAGUGUCUGAAGUGGAUGCUGCUAGAGUAUGCAAGGAACUAGGUGGUGCUUGUGCUAGCAGCAAUUUAGUCAACGGUACUAUUAAACACCCGGAUUGGUUGAUAGGGAACAGGAUUGGGGAGUUGGUUUACUCAAAACUGUUAAACAUAAUGGCUGAUUAUUAA
Messenger RNA from Zophobas morio, 1359 nucleotides. RefSeq names its product lipase 1-like. Lineage: Eukaryota; Metazoa; Arthropoda; Insecta; Coleoptera; Tenebrionidae. Gene Ontology annotation, biological process: lipid metabolic process. Bases 1 to 1359 code for a protein of 452 amino acids. The record is from RefSeq and is a predicted model, not a curated record. Gene Ontology annotation, molecular function: hydrolase activity, acting on ester bonds. The transcript is spliced from 5 exons.